CGAGCCUUCGAGCGCAUCCCAGGCAUCUUUCCUUCCUUCGGUUUUAGUUGUAGUUGUCGCGGUGAUCUCGCGCGAGUGCAGUGCGCGCGAUAAUCUUUGCUAAAGAGUUGAUAAAAUUUCACAUAUUUUUCUCGACGGUUUUGCGACGGUUAAUACGAGAUCAACGUCGUCCUUCACGUUUUCGGUGAAGAAAUAUUACCCUAAAACCGAACAAUCCGUGAAUUUCAAUUCAAAAUUUCCCGCCACACUUUUUUUUUUAAGGACUUACGAAGCGCUCACGAGUUACACGGUGAUAAAGCGAUCGCUCGUUCUUCUGGGUGCGUUCUUCGGCAAAAACGAAAGUGUUCGCCAAAAAAAAAAAUCAAAUUUUCUUUCAUUUCGGACUAUGAAAAUUAUCUCCUGUGCGCUAUGGAUCGUAUAAAUCUGCGGAAUGCUACGUAUAAAAGUGUUUAAAAAAUUCAAUCGUUCUAGCAAUUACGUUGAGUGAAAUCGUGAUCGAUCGCUAUAUACGAAAAAUGGGCCCGUGUUUUGUGUGAGACUUUAAACUUUUGGUUAAUUUGAGAAAAAAAAAAAAACUUGUGAAAAUAGUAAUCGUCUAACGACGGAGAUCGAGCGUUCAAAAGUGACCCUAACAAUCGUGAACCCUGAUGUGCAAUAUUUUUUGAAAGAUCGUUUUGGAUUUGUUUUAUAGCCCGCCGCAGGGGGCCCAGUUUGAAAGAAGAGCGAGCAGAUUGGACGUCACGGAAUAAGCCGGCUAGCGAGCGGAAUCUGACAGCGGCCACGCGCGCGCGAUAUCGCCGGAAGGAACGAAAGAGAUCGAAGAGGAGAGGAAAAAAAUUGCCUACCGGGUUGCCGGAACCGGAAGUCUUCCCACUUCCCUAAAAACUUCGCGGGCAUCUUCGUCGCAAAAUUUUCAAAUUUGAGGAACUGUAAUUGUAAAAAUUAAGGAAACGCAGUGGUCAGCGGAACGUUUCGAAAGAGGGAUUACAGUGUCUGCAGAUAUUGACAGAACCAUAGCCUUGUAUUUUGAAAACUAUAAAAACUAAUAAAAGUUUUGUCGAACUUUUUGUAAAAUUGAUAAAUUCAAAAUUGACGAUUCUUCGGGAUUCCGUACCUCGAUCAUCGAUCUCUUCGCAUCCGUCGAUCUGGAAAUCUGGCGGCUCUCUAUUCCACACUCAUGAGUGACAAUCUGUUACUUUUAUCAUAAAGUAAUAGCUGCCGAUGUUGUAACAACGUCGCGAUAUCGUCAUCAUGACGUCACGAGGCUACAUUAGACUAGCGAUUCUUGCGAUACUUGGAGUUGCUGUUACUGAUUCCCGAGAAGUUCAUCUAGAUUUGAUAAAUCCCGACGUGAUCGUCGACGUUGGAGAGAAACUACGUUUGAGAUGUUCGCCGAGGUUUACUUCCGAUACGUCUUGGUACAAAAAUGACGUUGCGUUCAGAUCGCCGUCGUCAAGGGUUCGCGUGAUGAAACAAUGGAUAAAAUUUAAAACGGUCGAACUUGGAGAUACAGGAAUAUACGGAUGCAAAGUAGUUACGAGAAAAGCUGUCGAAUGGAGAAACGUUUCAGUGACGGUAGAAAGUCCGGUCGAAGGUGUUCAAAGAGACGAACCGUUCAAACCACUGGAUCUCGCGCUCGAAGCACAGAGACCGGCGGAAGAAACGAACGAGCUAGGAAUGAAAGGGGCGAGAAAUUUGCCAGUUUCUCUUUCCCUGCACCUGGACACGGACCAAGACAACGAUAAGGUAGACGAGACUGAGGUGGGACUCCAUAACAAAACCGCCGCACUGAGUCCACCACAUUUUACGAAACCGGAUCAAAACUACAAAGUGGUGGCCAAGCCUGCCGGUAGUACACUGAAACUCAAGUGUCCGAGCGAGGGAAACCCUGCUCCGAAUAUCACAUGGUACAAAAACAACGAUGUGCCAAAAAGAACGUUGGGCAUUGUUAAAAUGAAAGGGUGGCUACUCAUCAUUGAAGAUCUCGUCCUUCAAGACGGUGGAAACUACACUUGCGUAGUGUGUAACACUCAAGGGUGCAUCAACCAUACUUCCAAGGUCGACGUUAUCGAGAGAUUCCCGCACAAGCCGUACGUCGCCCCUGGCUUCCCCGAGAACAUCACCGUAGAGCUGAACAGCAAUGCCGAAUUCAAAUGCGAAAUCAUGUCAGAUUUGGAGCCCUAUAUUCAGUGGUUAAGAGUAACCGAACCUCCCCCAGAAGACACGGAAUCGCCCAACGGGACUAUACUUAAGGCCGGAGACAUAACUAAUCCGGACAAACUAGAACUUUUCAACGUUACCCAGGAGGACGAAGGCUGGUAUACGUGCAUAGCCGGAAAUGCCCUUGGAGUUGCUUUCAGCAGCGCGUAUCUCCGAGUCGUUGAAUCGCUGGACACCGACCAUCCUCGUAUGCCGCUGACCGCACGGCCUCAAUCCGUCCUAGUGAACAUCCUGGCCGGUGUUUUGUGCGCUUCGUUUCUACUGGGGAUAGUAAUAGUCGUUAGCAUUUUCCGUCGUCUUAAACGAGAGAAAAUGAAGAAAUUACUAGCAAUAGAAACUGCGAGAGCGGCGGUAGUAACGCAGUGGACAAAGAAGGUCAUUGUCGAGAAGCAGCACCUGGCGAACGGUCAGAAUGUACAGGAGCCACUUUUAAUGCCGGUGGUUAAAAUUGAGAAGCAAAAGUCGACCGCCACCGCGGAAGACAGCUCGGGUGGAAGCAUUUCGGAGUACGAAUUGCCACUGGACAGUGCCUGGGAACUUCCUAGGGAACAUCUAGCUCUCGGCAACACUUUGGGCGAGGGGGCUUUUGGAAAAGUUGUCAGAGCACAGUCGAACGCCCUUAAACCGGGAAUCCCAAGCGUCGUAGCGGUCAAAAUGCUCAAGGAGGGACACACGGACGCGGAAAUGAUGGAUUUGGUAUCGGAAAUGGAGAUGAUGAAGAUGAUCGGUAAGCACGUGAACAUUAUAAAUCUUUUGGGGGCCUGCACCCAAGGCGGACCAUUGUACGUUGUCGUUGAGUUCGCUCCGCACGGAAACCUACGGGACUUCCUCCGCGAGCACAGACCGAGCUCGGGGUACGAACCGACUAUUGGUCAGGAAACGAAAGAGCGAAAGACUCUGACACAAAAAGAUCUGGUAUCAUUUGCAUACCAGGUUGCCAGAGGUAUGGAAUACCUCGCGAGCAGACGUUGCAUCCACAGGGAUUUGGCAGCGAGAAACGUCCUCGUCAGUGACGAAUACGUCCUGAAAAUCGCCGAUUUCGGACUCGCCAGGGACAUUCACUGCCACGAUUACUACAGAAAAACUACUGACGGAAGGUUACCCGUAAAGUGGAUGGCUCCCGAAGCUCUGUUUCACAGAGUUUACACCACUCAGUCCGACGUGUGGUCGUACGGAAUUCUGUUGUGGGAAAUAAUGACUCUGGGCGGUACGCCGUAUCCCUCGGUUCCGUCCGUUGAGAAAUUGUUCCAGCUAUUAAGAUCUGGACACCGAAUGGAAAAACCUCCGUGCUGUUCCAUUGAGAUAUACAUGCUCAUGAGGGAUUGCUGGAGUUAUCAACCAAACGAACGACCAAUGUUUGGUGAAUUGGUCGAGGAUCUCGACAGGAUAUUAACGAUAACUGCUAACGAGGAAUAUCUGGAUCUGGGUUUACCACAGCUGGACACGCCGCCGUCAAGUCAAGAAUCCAGCGAGGCGGAUGACGAUGACGACGACGACUGCGAGGAAAAGUUUCCCUACUUGUUGUGAAUGACUCCAGAUUGACUACGUUCCUGCAAUUAAUUGCACAGCGAUUAGAGAAAAUCAGAAACUGUAAAGCAUGACAAGGGAUUGACUAUGUAGUGAACAAAAAAUGACACUACGAAUCCUUAGAGAUUUUACGAGUCGAAGAUAUUGCGUCGUUCGGUGAAAAUUCGCUGACCGAUAGUGAAAACGCCAAAUGAUAGAAAUCAGUAUUGACCAAUAACGCGUAUUCUGUAGAGUUUAAGGUAGAAAUGACGAUGAGAAAAAUAAGCAACGAAGGAAUAACUAUUAUUAUUAUAUUGCCGCAACAUGACGAUGUGGAGGCGAGCGAUGUAUCAUUCUUAUCACUUUGCAUAGAACGCGAAUUUUCGUAUCAAUAAUAACAGUAGGUAUAUGAUAUUGACAAUUAUAAAUAUAAUAAUUUUAAUAAUAACAUUGUGCCAUGACCGCGUGCCUUUUGUUACCAGUUUGUAAACUACCUAAAGUUUCAUCGUUACGAAAAAAUAUAAAUGAUCAAACCACACGUAUUUUUGUAAAGAAUUUACACAGACGUCGUAUUACAAUCGACAUGAUUUGAUGGGACAAAUAAAAAAAGCUAUAAUCGCCUGCAGUUGAUAUACUUUGAUUCGAAUCAUCGAGUUGACUGCGGCACGAAAUAUUAAUCAUACAUUUUCAAAUCAAAUAAAUUCUAAUAGGUAUGAUAUUGUGUUUGUAACUAGUCAAUUUAUAAAUUCAAAGUUUUGUACGAUAGAGUUUAGAAAUAAUAUGUAAUAUUUCUACAUGCCUAGUUUAAUAAUUAUAUCAUAAGUGUGAUCCUGUAAAAGUGUAUACAUGAAAUUCGUUGGAGAAGAAACAGAACAGAAAAGGUGAGGAUGAACAAAGAAAACGAAAAAUAAGGUAUGAUGAGGUUUAUCAUAUCAUUUUCAAACUAUGAAUCCACGCGUUGAUUUUCAACGUCGUCCGAAGUAUUUAGAAAGCAUUCAAAAUGUAUAGUAUAACGGUUUACUACAAUACUAUUAUGGAGUAAUAAUAAUUAACAUUAGAUAAUUUAUUAUAAUUGUAAAAUAAUUACGCGUAGCAAUAUAUAAAUUUGAAAAACAUUUUUUUUUGUUUUAUAUUUUUGGAAUAUCAAUUUAAGUAUACCUUUAAUGUUAUGAGAUGUGCUAUGCACAACCCUGCGAAUUGAAUACAUAUAUAAUAUAUGUGUAUCGAACUUUCAUUGAAAAUAUAGAAUAUAUUAUUAUAUUAUAUAAGAAGAAGGAAAACUUGUAAAAAAAAGUUAUAACAAUAGGUUCAUACAAUAGACAUAGUUCUAUGUUUAAAAACAACGUGUAAAUAGUAUUGAUUUGUUUAUUAUUUAAAUGAAAGGGAAUAGAAAAAAAAUAAAAUUAAAAAAAAAAUGAUUGUUUAUCCAUGUGCCUUAGCGAUAACCAGUAAAUAAAAAAUUGCAAAAUGCAAAAAUAAUUAAAUAAUGUAUGUUUCGUGUAAACGAAUUAUUGUAAACGAAUUGCAAUUUUAAUAAAUCAAAUAUAUGUA
Messenger RNA from Athalia rosae (coleseed sawfly), 5277 nucleotides. RefSeq names its product fibroblast growth factor receptor homolog 1-like. Gene Ontology annotation, cellular component: signaling receptor complex; membrane. The transcript has 11 exons. Gene Ontology annotation, molecular function: ATP binding; fibroblast growth factor receptor activity. NCBI's taxonomy places the organism in Eukaryota, Metazoa, Arthropoda, Insecta, Hymenoptera, Athaliidae. The coding region runs from base 1252 to 3747 and encodes 831 amino acids. Gene Ontology annotation, biological process: fibroblast growth factor receptor signaling pathway; positive regulation of cell population proliferation; protein phosphorylation. The record is from RefSeq and is a predicted model, not a curated record.